AUGAUGGCGUCGACAUCAUCUGGUGCUGCUUCCACAUCAUCGAGUCAAGCCGCCGCCGCAGUCAUCCGACGACGUCGCUUCUCCACGGCGAAAAUCCAACCGACACGAAUCAAAAAAGUGAUGCAGAGUGAUGAGGAGAUCGGACGAAUGGUCCAAUCGGUGCCUGUUAGUAUCGGAAGGGCGAUGGAACACUUUGCCGAGAAGUUUUUGCAGGCGGCCGCCGACGCCACCCAAUACACAUCUUCAAAAACGCUCAACCCACAACAUAUGAAACAAGCAGUGAUGAACACGCCGCACUUCUCAUUCCUCGAGUCUCUCUUCAAAGAUAUUUCCCUUCCACAACAAACCACCGAACUAUCCACCGCCCGUUCGGCAAUGACACUCCGCGAGCAACAAAUCUAUCAGGAACAACAGAAUUCCGAUCUAGCAAGUGCAAUUCUGGCGAACGCUCAGAUGCAAAUGAUACAGAUGGAGCAGAAGACGGGGGCGGAGCUACCACUGGGGGCGGGGCCUCCUUCUGUGCCCCUUUACCUUCAAGGAAUCCCCCCGGCUAAUUAUCCUGUUGUCCAAGAGCUCGCCGCGACGAUACCAUUGUCUCCGAGUACUCCAACAACUCAAUUAGUGAAUGGAAUGAUGGGAAUGUUGAAGUGUAAUGGGAAAAAGGGGGCGGAGCCUGUGACGGCUGGAAUUAAAAGAGCGUCGACUGACGGUGGAGAUGAGGAUCGGCCGAAACGGGGACGACCGAAAAAGUUGAAAGCCGAGAAGUGUAUUGAUGAUGAUUUGUUCGAGGAGGCAUCGAAGAAUAUUGCAAAGGAAGACAAAGACCGCGAACUGAUGCCACCGCCAGCACUUCCCAUCGGCCGCCCGUAA
Molecule: messenger RNA, 870 nt
Organism: Caenorhabditis remanei
Lineage: Eukaryota; Metazoa; Nematoda; Chromadorea; Rhabditida; Rhabditidae
Exons: 3
Coding region: 1-870 (289 amino acids)
Biological process (GO): negative regulation of transcription by RNA polymerase II; transcription by RNA polymerase II; positive regulation of transcription by RNA polymerase II
Cellular component (GO): negative cofactor 2 complex; nucleus
Molecular function (GO): core promoter sequence-specific DNA binding; RNA polymerase II general transcription initiation factor activity; protein heterodimerization activity
Source: RefSeq, a predicted model, not a curated record